GCACAUGAGCUCGACACAAGGCACAAUCUAGUGAUCUAUCUACAACCAUAUUGGUAUUAUCACCUUAUUAUCUCUGUUAUUGAUAUGGUUGAUGCUUGAUAGUUCUGUUCUUUUAGAUUAAAUUAGAAAGGUACACAAAAUAUUAUAUUUGGAGGAAAAAAAAAAAAAAACUUGAUACGCCGUGAAGUAUAUGCCAUAAUUAUUACGAAUAUUGUAUUUUCUAAGCCACAUAAAUAGUGUGAUUACAUUUGGACGGCGCUCAAAGUUUUUGGUCAAGUCUCUAAGUCAUUGCAAUAGCGGCUCCUUGAUUUGUUUCCAUGUUCCAUAACGUUCAUAUCCCGCUAAAAAUACAAGUAACUCAUCAUUUCAUGGUUCAACAAACAUAAAUUUCUGUAAAUCAACCAUAUAUAUACUCCUACAAAAAAGAAACACAUAUAAUUUUCCUAUAUUUCAUGGCUUCCUAUUGCUAUCUUCUACACUUUUCCUACAUAACUUUGGUCAUUUUCUUAGCCGUUUCUUUGUGUAAUGGCCAAUCUCCACAAUAUGCAGCAUGCUCUUUGAAGUACUCAUGCGGGGAGGUCCAAAAUAUUGGGUACCCAUUUUGGGGAGAUAAUAGGCCUAAAUUUUGCGGGGAUCCAAAUUUGAAGCUCAUUUGUCGCAACAAUUCAAAGUACCCUGUGUUGAAUGUAUUUCAAGGUCAUGCUCAUAGCUACAUGAAGUUUAAUGUUAGCGCCAUCAACAUGUCUUCCCACACCAUGGUUGUAUCCCAAUAUGAGCUGCUCGAUCAUUGCUAUUCGGAUUCGAGUAAUAGAGCAUUAUCUUAUUCCACAUUAUUGAAGCCAGCAAGUGGUUAUAGCAACAUAAGAUUAUUCUAUAAUUGCAACAAUUGUAAUGUAACUCAACACAAUUCUUUUAGUUGCAAUAAAAGCAACAGCGAUUUUAUUGGUUAUAACAACUCCUUUGAUGCUGCUUAUUACUUUGGUAAGAAAAGGUUGUGCUCUUGUCGCAAUAAUUUUACUUUUGUGGUGGAUACAAAAGUGUUGGAUGAACUUAAAAACACAAAUGCCUCUCUGUUAACUACCUUUGAAAACAAUCCAACAAUUGAAUUAGAGUACACCGCGAACUUCACAGCCUGUUCCAAGUGCGAAGAGUCUGGUGGCAGGUGCGGAUCAUCAGGGGAUCCAUCUGAGGAUAAGUUUGUGUGUUACUGCCAAGAUGGACCUCAUCAGUCACUCGUGUGUCCGAAAUCAGAGAAGAAGGAAAUUGGUACAGCUAAUCAUCAAACGAAAACGAAUCAAAUUAUCAUAGGCAUGGGAGGAAGUUUACUUGUUCUUGUAGUAAUAUGCAUAGCCAUUUGGCAUCGGAAUAAGAAGAUGUCUGAUCAUAUGAAGUUCAGAACUCGGAGUGCCUCUCUUGACAGUGAUGCAUCAGACCUCGAAUUCGGAAGCAAAUUCUUUGGCGUGCCACUCUUCUCCUAUACUCAACUUGUUGAGGCCACUGCAGAUUUUGAUCAAUCCAAUGAACUUGGCAGUGGUGGCUUUGGAACUGUUUAUUAUGGGAAGCUAAAAAACGGAAGAGAAGUCGCGGUAAAACGCCUUUAUGAGAAGAACUACAAAAGAUUAGAACAGUUCAUGAACGAAAUACAAAUACUCACUCGUCUAAGACACAAUAGCCUUGUGUUACUCCACGGCUGCACUUCCCAUCACAGCAGGGAACUCCUCCUUGUAUACGAGUACGUGGAAAAUGGAACCGUAGCUGAUCACCUGUAUGGCAAAAACAAAAAAUCAGGAUACCUUCCAUGGCCUGUUAGACUGAGAAUAGCAAUCGAAACAGCCACUGCCCUUACCUACCUCCAUGCUUCAGACAUCAUACACCGCGAUGUCAAAACUAACAACAUUCUCCUUGACAGCAACUUCAGUGUCAAAGUUGCUGAUUUCGGGCUUUCUAGACUCUUCCCAGCUGAUCAAACUCAUGUGUCAACAGCACCACAGGGGACUCCAGGGUAUUUAGACCCGGAGUACCACCAGUGCUAUCAGUUAACAGAUAAGAGUGAUGUUUACAGCUUCGGAGUAGUCCUCAUCGAACUCAUCUCUUCCUUGCCUGCAGUUGACAUGGAAAGACACAGACUCGAGAUCAACCUGUCUAACUACGCAAUGAACAGAAUCCAACGUUGUGCAAUCGAUGAGAUAGUAGACCCACAACUCGGGUUUGCAUCAGAUUUCAAGGUCAGAAGGAUGACUAUUUUGAUGGCAGAACUCGCGUUCCAGUGUCUGCAGCAUGAUAAGGUAUUCAGGCCGUCGAUGGAUGAGGUUUUAGAGGUUCUUAAGAAGAUUGAAAGCGCAGAUUAUGAAGCAUUGCAGGCAGAGGAGAAUAGGAGAUGACCAAUAAUGAUGCAGAGGAAGUUGUGAAAAUGCACAAUAUUAACCCACCAUAGUCUUCCCCAACAGAAGAUGAUCAUGCACAGCUGUUAAGUAAUAAUCUUCUAAAUCUGUCUUCGCCGAUCUCAGUGAUUAAUAAAUGGGUCAGUGGAUCUACUAUAUCAAGUAGAAGCAAGUAAAUUGGAAUCAUUUUUAAAAUAAAAUUGUCAAAAAAACUGACCAACUGUAGUUUGGGUGCAGAAGACGCUUUAAAUUACAUGGGUGUACAAGGCAACAUCAACUAUAGUGGUUAGUGCGAUGCGCCUAAUGACAUGUUAUCGACAUUAUUUUUGUUAAAUUCUUGGGAAUAUAUGUUUAAUUAGGCACAGACAUUGCUAUAUCAAUUAAAUGCAACCUUUUUGAGUUAUUUAAACUAUUUACAUACAAACUUUGACCUUAUUUUUUAAUAAAAGAAAUAUC
Molecule: messenger RNA, 2837 nt
Organism: Chenopodium quinoa (quinoa)
Lineage: Eukaryota; Viridiplantae; Streptophyta; Magnoliopsida; Caryophyllales; Amaranthaceae
Product: LEAF RUST 10 DISEASE-RESISTANCE LOCUS RECEPTOR-LIKE PROTEIN KINASE-like 1.2
Exons: 4
Coding region: 453-2381 (642 amino acids)
Biological process (GO): protein phosphorylation
Molecular function (GO): polysaccharide binding; protein kinase activity; ATP binding
Source: RefSeq, a predicted model, not a curated record